AUGUUUUUAGUUGGCGGUACAAGCAGUGCUUGCUGUUUGAGGCCAGUAGGUGCUGGUGGACUUAGCGACUUAAAGUAUCUCAACAAUCUCACUGGAAGUAUGGAAGUCAAGGUCCAUAGAGGUUUAACAUAUGAUGCAGCAGAAGCCAAGAAAGGGGGGCAUCUGAUCAACAAGCAAAAUUUACGGGGCAUAAACAUAUGCUGGACGCAAAAGCUUUGUGGAAUGGAAAACCCCAGGUUUAUUGAAGAUGACAGUGAGGGUACUAAUGCAGAAGCAUUACUUCACGGCCUGCAACCCCACCCCAAUCUAAAAUUGUUUGGAUUGUGGGAUUAUCCAGGUGUGAGGUUUCCAAGCUGGGGGAGCUCAUUGAUGAAUCUUGAAACUUGUCUCCCGAAUAUUGUUGAAAUUGAACUUUAUGGAUGUAAGAGUUUGGAGCAUCUGCCAUUAUUGAGCCAACUUCGUUAUUUGAAAUCCCUUGAACUUGUUGGAUUAAUCAAAUUGGAAUACGUGGAGAGUAUUUAUGGAGACGAGGCACCCAAAGCAUCAGUAGUGUCAAGAAAAGCAGUAUCAGUAGCAGAUGAGUUAGUCUUCUUUCCAUCCCUUGAAAAGCUUGUUCUAGGAAAUCUUCAAGAGUUGAAGGGAUGGUGGAGAUCAUCAUUGCAUCUCGAUGCAGACUCAGGCGACAGUGAGGCUGUACCAUGUAAAAAAUCAUUCCCCCGAUUAUCUUACCUGCAUAUAAGGUUGUGCUGGAACCUGACAGAUAUCCCUCUCUGUCCAAAACUGGAAAAAUUGGAGUUGAGCAGAUUCAAUAAAGCAUUGGGUCCAAUAACUAGACCAAGAAGUGCGAGGAGAUGCGCUGUUGAUGUAAGGUCUUCCUCUACAGAAUCAAAUAGGCUGUACCCUGGUGAUGAUUCUCCAUCAGCAUCAAGUACUCGACAGACGCAGCAGGAGCAACAGCAGCAGCAAAUACCAGGAGGAUUGAAGGAAGUUAAGAUAGAUAAAGCAGGGUAUCUGAAAUCCUUGCCCCACGAGUCUUUUCAGAGCCUUUCUCAUCUGGUGGUAAGAGGUGACCAUGAUAUGGAAAGUUUAACGGAAGAGGCAGGGGAGGUGUUCCGAAGUGACCGUCUGUCCUCUCUACACUCCCUUGUAAUUUCUGACUGCUCCAAAUUGAAGAGGCUAUCAGGAGAGGGAGUGUGGGAGCAUCUCACCGCCCUUGAGAGCCUACAUCUGAAAUUGCUUUCUGAGUUGGAGUUGGAUGAUGAUUAUGGAGAUCUCAACACUCGAGAAUGCACAACCGAGGAUAGUCAUGGCACUGAUACUGACAUUCCCUGGAAAUACCUUCAUCAAACUCUGCAUUCCUUAGUAUUAUGGUACCUCCCAAAGCUGGUGAAGCUACCAAAGGGAAUGAACCGCUUGACUUCCCUUCAAUUCCUACAAAUUACAAACUGUGACAAUUUUGAAGCCCUACCAUCGUGGAUAGCCUGCUUCUCAUGUCUCCAGUCUCUUGUAAUUCGGAAUUGCAAACGACUGAAAUCACUGCCAGAAGAGAUUUGUCACCUCAGUUCCUUACAACAACUUGAUGUGCGGGGGUGUUCGCCAGUGUUAAAAGAAAGAUGCCAGGAAUCAACUGGUGCUGAUUGGCCCAAAAUCCAACACAUCCCUCGCAUUGAUGUCUAA
This is a messenger RNA of Chenopodium quinoa (quinoa), 1677 nucleotides long. Its product is annotated as putative disease resistance protein RGA3. The record is from RefSeq and is a predicted model, not a curated record. Bases 1 to 1677 code for a protein of 558 amino acids. The transcript has a single exon. Lineage: Eukaryota; Viridiplantae; Streptophyta; Magnoliopsida; Caryophyllales; Amaranthaceae.